Drosophila bipectinata is the source of this 2786-nucleotide messenger RNA. Its product is annotated as calmodulin-lysine N-methyltransferase. The record is from RefSeq and is a predicted model, not a curated record. Gene Ontology annotation, molecular function: calmodulin-lysine N-methyltransferase activity. NCBI's taxonomy places the organism in Eukaryota, Metazoa, Arthropoda, Insecta, Diptera, Drosophilidae. Gene Ontology annotation, cellular component: cytoplasm.
UUCACUCGGUGCAGUUGCCCAGAUACAGAUGCUCUCGGAUACGCGGAUGGUCAUGGAUCCGUUGGCUAUUUUAUAUUAAAAGUGUGCGUCAAAGCGCACAGCCGAAUUAUUAAAAUAAUAAACGGUUAGCGCUUUUUAAGUGCCUGCGAAUGGUUUCUGUUCAGCACGACUCCACCCCAUCUCCCCGUUUAGACGUUGUAUUCCUUCCCCCACUCUCGGGCAUAAACUAAUUUUGUGUAAAUAAACGAAGUGCCAGGCCGUUUGAAGUUCUGAUUGUGGCGGUUGUUUCGGAUUUUCGAUUUUCAGAUUUCGGAUACCAUGCGUGGCAUGAAUUGAUACACGAAAAGCGUGCGCCACGUUGUUGUGACACCUGCAGACUUUACGAUCCGCCACCCACCCACCUCGCUAUUUGCCUUUUUGGCCAAGUUGGAGUGCGGGUUUCCAUGUGCCUGCGGCUGUCAGUGGUGCCAUUAGCUCAAUCAUCGGUGGUGGAGACGUUGCCUGGUGGAUCACAAGCUGCCAUAACCAUUAUGCCACCACAGGCAUCACCUUGUAGUUGACACAUGGCACUGAAAAUGGAAAACUGAAAGCGAAACAAACACAACUUGGAGUAAGAUGUCAGCAACCCUAGUACAAAAAACACCCACAGAGAAAACAAAUAAUCGAUCGGGAGUUGGAUUAGGACAAGGAACAGGACUAGGAUCGAGUGUAGGCUCUGGUGCAGAAGGGGACGUGCCACCGUAUACUACCAUAUCGCUGCUGUUACAAUACGAUAUCGAUAAUACGCUGAAUGCGUUCAAGGAGCAGCACAAGAUGACACUGGACAAAGUUCAACGGGACACCCUGGAUGGGGAACAGGCCACCGAAUUGGAGGUGGAGCAAAUGGGUCUGGCGAACGGGGCAGGACAAAAACUGAGUGCCCCAUGCAUGCCGCCCACGCCUCCAGCCACGCCUAACCUGCAACAAAACACCGCCCAGAAGCGCUGGAAGAUCCUGGCAAAGGUUUUGCGCAAGGACUCCGAGGAGACGGUGUCCUCCUCCAGCGAUGAGUUCAGCGAGGAGCAAACGGCAUCCGUGCGCCGCUUCAAAAGCUUUGAUCUCCUGCGCCAGGACAGCUUCGAGGAUCACAUGAGUCUGAAGUGCCUGGGUAAGACAGAGAACUGGUACAAGUACCGCAUGCUUUUGGACAACGAGUUCCAGGAGUACUCCGUCAACAUCCAUCACAUGGAGCGCCAGCUGACCGCCAGCGAUCUGAUGGGCUUCAAUAACACGGGCAACAUCUGUGUGUGGCCCUCGGAGGAGGCCCUAACCGCCCUGGUCCUAUCCGAAGUGUCCUCAUAUCGUGGAAAGUGGAUACUGGAGUUGGGCGGAGGGUUCACCUCCCUGGCGGGACUGAUGCUGGCUAAGUACGCCACCCCUUAUGCCGUGCACCUCACGGACGGCAAUGAGAUAUCCGUGGAGAACGUCCGGAAGACAGUUUGCCUCAAUGAGCUGAGCUGCUACACCAAGUGCUCCGUCCUCAAGUGGCAGGAGAAGACCGCUCGUUCACCGGCGGAGCAAGGCAAGUUUGAUUUCAUCCUGUGCGCCGACUGCCUCUUCUUCGACGAGGCCCGAUCCGCUUUGGUGGACACCAUCUGGUAUUACCUGGCCCCCGAGGGCUCUGCCCUAAUAAUGGCCCCCCGGCGAGGUCGCACCCUCAGCGUGUUCAAGGACGAGUGUAUGGCGCGGGGAUUCUCGGUGGUGCAGGCCACGCGGUACAACGAGACCAUCUGGCAGCGUCACCUCCAGCUGAAAGCCGAUUCCGCUCUCUAUGACGAGGACCUGCACUAUCCUUUGCUCCUUCGACUGCGCAAAGCGCACAGCUAGAAGAAGCUCGCGGGGGGCAUGGGGCGAGGGGGCGAGCCAGCUGGCUUUAGUAGCAGAAGUUAAGUUAGUCAAUGUCUUAGUUAAUAGCAACCAAAUUCCAGUUUACACCUUAAACACACACAAAAAAUCACUCAAAAAAUGAGGUCAGUUUUUGGAGAACAAAGGCCUCACCAAAAAAAAGAUAAAGAAAUUCCUUUCCUAAAUUGAAGAAAAAAUGUUGAACAUUAAAUUCAUUGUACUGGUGCUGAAAAUUAAGAUAAAAUGUGCAAAUAAUGUCUUAAUAAAUAUCUAAAAAUGCAAAGUAAUUUAUUCAGGUGCUCUAAGUGAAUGAAGGUCUAAAUUUGGCAAAGAAUUUGUCACUUUGUAUUUCAAUUCAAUUAUACGGAAAUUUUAAAGUUAAAAAAAAGGAAAAAAUACUCAACCAAAAUUUUCAGCACCAGCCAGGUGGAUAGCCUAGAAUGUAACAAAAUCACAAAAAUGAAAAUUCCUUUGAUAUGUAAAUUUGAUUUGCGCUGAUUCCACAAAAAGUUUUGUAACUAUUUUUGUUUUUACAAAAUACUCCCCAUUAUAUGUAGAUGCCACGACCACAGUGACCCACGAAAAAACACACACACAAAGUAUUAUUUAAAUUUAAUGUACACGCUGAAUAGCAUACUUUCUGGCCGCUUUAAUUAAAAGCACGAAAAACCAACACCCACAACUGGACGAACUAGAAUUUCCUGAAAACUUAGAACUUUGAUGAAACAAAAAACAUACAUAUUAUGGAAAAUUAAAUUAAAAGAAAACGUAAACGAUGCCAGCGCUCGACCAAUUAUUUAAUAGUUACCUUAAAUUAGUCUACUGUAAUUACAUAGAGCAUGUGUUAAUGGUUAUAUGAUGAUGAGAUAAAUACAGUAUCGAAAUGCCACGUACAUAUAUUA